Arctia plantaginis is the source of this 456-nucleotide messenger RNA. The record is from the annotation of a GenBank genome assembly. Lineage: Eukaryota; Metazoa; Arthropoda; Insecta; Lepidoptera; Erebidae.
AUGAGCAGUUAUAUACGCUUGAAAGUACCGGUAGUAGCUGAAAGCAUUUUAGGGAAAAUAGAAAAACGAGUUGCUGAACUCGAUAAUAAAGAUCUUUUGGACGAGGAACUGCUAACUCUGCAUUCAGUGUUUGGAAACGUGUUAGAAAGAUCUCUGGAUAUUUUGGAGAAACAUCCGUCAUUUACUGCCUAUACUACUAAGAAUAAAUUGAGAGUCCUAUUGGAAAUAAAAGGGGAAAACGACCGCUGUUAUAGAGUGUUUCCUCGUAUCAACUAUUGUCCGUGCUAUUCAUUUAAACACCAAGUAUUAGAGCAUAAAUCUCAAGUGUUUUGUAAACACGUCCUAGCCGCUAGAAUAGCUUUAAUUCUUGGUCGUAUAACAGAACACGAAGUCACCCAAGAUCAAUAUUUGAUGUUAUUACGCUCUAUGUACGAUAUUGAAGAAAACAAUGGAUGA